UGCUAAGAUAGCUCAUAUUCAUAAGUCAUAUAUCUAUGACUAGUCUAUAUCUAUACAGUCACAAUACACUAGUCACUACAGUGUAUACAGAUCUAGAUCUAUAUAGAUAUCUAGAUAGAUAUUUAAGAAGUUUAGAAAAGGUGACUUGCGAAUCCCAAUUAAUUAAAAAAAAUGAUGGCAUUACGGCAGCUUCAAAUUUUAAGAUUCUAUCAAGCAUUGUCUAGCAAGGGCUUGAAACUAUCUUCUAGUUCUCAAUGUAAGACUCAUAACAAAAAUUGCUGUUGCGGCUCAUCUCAAUUUUCAUUCCAAAGCCAGCUCUCACAUCAUUCUCUAGCAAGUGUCAAACCAAACACUAAAGCUAAACAGAUUAGUAAGCAGAAAGAUGUGAGAAUCCUAUUUCCUUGGUGCAACAAAGGCUGCUGUGCUUCUCAUUCUCCCCAACAGGACAGACAUAAAGCAGACCAGUUUCCUAAAGCAUCAACCUUACGUUUUGUUUUAAGUGUUAUUGUUGGUGCCUUAUUCUCAUGGACUUUGUACUCCCUAGUAACAAAAGAUGAGGGAAACCCAUUCCACCAUCAUUUAGUUACCAAUGCUUUGUGCUCCUCUAAAUCCAAGUCGGAUGAUGAUUCUGACCAGAAAGACAAGAAGAAAGAUAAGAAAAAAGAUAAAAAGAAAGAUAAGAAGAAAAAAGGUUCAAAAAGAAAUAAAGAUAAAAAGACAAAAGAUCAGAAAAUGUCUCUGUCAAGUGCUAUAGAAAAAACUCAACAGUUGUGUAUAAAGAAAAAGGAGCAAGUGGGCUGCCCUGGCAUUGUUGUUUGUGUCAGUGUUGAUGGAAAGCAAGUGUAUGCUGAAGGAUUCGGCUAUGCUGACCUAGAAAACCAUACAGCUAUAAAGCCCAACUCUGUUCUGCGUAUUGCAAGUAUCAGUAAAGCUAUCACUGCAACUAUUGUGGCCAAACUUUGGGAAAACAAAUUGCUAGACCUUGAUCAAAUAGUCCAACAUUACGUGCCAGAUUUUCCAGAGAAAGAGUUUCUUGGUGAAAAGGUGUCCAUAAAGGUGAGACAGUUAUUGAAUCAUACUUCAGGUAUCAGACAUUACAAGGCUGAGAAUGACCCUGUAUAUGCUAGUGAUAAGAUCAUUGGAUCCCUUCUUAACAAGUUCAAGGCUGUUACAGUGACCCCAUUCUUCCAUAUGAAUCAAUCCAAAAGUUGCCAGAAAACUAAAGUGGAUCAGAAAUGCAAGAAGAUAAAAAAAGAACGUUCUGAAAUGGAUAGAAAGGAAUACUACAUCACUAAACCAUAUAAAACCACGAAAGAAGCUUUGAAUUUGUUUAUUAACGAUCCAUUACUGGCUAAACCAGGCAGUAAGUAUAUCUACACAACCUAUGGAUACACUGUGUUGGCGGCCAUAGUGGAAGCUGUGACAAAGAAACCUUUCACUGAUGUGAUGAACGAAACACUACGUCAUCUAGGUCUACAGGAAACUUACCUGGAUUAUAAUGAUCCAAUUAUAUAUAACAGAGCCAGGUACUAUGUUAAAAACAAUCGAGGCAAUAUAGUAAACUCGCCUUAUGUUGAUCUGUCCUACAAGUGGGCUGGUGGCGGCCUAUUGUCUACUCCAGAAGAUAUUGUCAAGUUUGGUAACAUCUUACUCUACUCUGCACAGCAUGGCAAUGAAACAACUGGAGCACCUGGCUAUCUCUCAUCAUCAACUCUGUCAACUUUCUGGCAACCACAAGAAACCCAAACAUCUAGAUACUAUGGCCUGGGCUUUGAAAUAGUUCCAGGCAAGGAAGAGUAUGGUCUUUGUCCAGAUCUCAAGUUUGGAGCUGGUCAUUCAGGUGCUGCUGUAGGUGUUAGUAGUGCCUUAUUCAUUUUGCCCAGAUCUCUACCAGAGGGUUUCGCAGGUACUCACAGUGCACCAAAACCUGCAGAGAACAUCCAACAAGAGGUAAACUCAUUGCCUGGACAGAAAAACAGCUUGAACCCUGUCACAUUACCUUGUGACCAUCUCAUGGUUACUUCUGGUCAUUUGGUCAGUCUUAAUAAUGCUGAUGGACACAUAUCUAAUGCAGAUGAGGCCCUAACAGCUAAGUUGGUAUCAAAUGUUAAAGAUAAGCCUAAGAAGGACAAGCUACCACAGACUUUUACUCCACAGGGUGUUGUGGUGGCAGUGUUUGUCAACAUGAUUGAUGUCUCCGUCUCUGAUGUGGCUGAAAAUGUUGCCAGAAUUUUUGAAAAGGUGGACAUGUCAGAGUAGCAUUGAAAGUUGGAUUAACUCUUUCUCUUCGGAAGUAUUUUCGAACAUUUGGAUGCAAUGAAAUUUGGAAUGCAAAACAAUUCUUUGAUGAAAACUUAUAUGACUAUUUUGUUUGAUACCUGAAAAUGUUAUAUUUAUUAAAAAAAAUCAAAGGAAAAUGCAUGCUCUUCUAUAAAAUAGAUAUAAAUAUUUGUAAAACCAAAAAAUAUUUUAAUAUUGAUUUAUGAAAAUUAAAAAUGAAAACUUAGCAACUGCUGAACAAACUGAAGAAUUGAUUAAAUGUAGGUUAAAAUUUUAUGAUUGGAAUAGAAAGAAAAAUGUUUUCAUCAUAUUCAUAUUCAUAUUGUCACAAAACUUUGUAUACGUCACAUUUAAAACUCAUGAAUGAAAUCUUCAGCUAAUAAUCCUUGCCACUACCUUUGGAAAAAUGAAAAAUGAACAACUGUCGACAAGUCUAGCUCUAGCUCUAGACUGUAUAUUGGAAUUAUAUAAUGAUCCAAAUUAUAAAAAUUAUUUUCUACAAUAUUUAUUUAUAUUUUUGACAAGACUUCACCUAACCAUAUACACAUUUAAAAACAUAUGAUUGUCUUGAGCUCAUUAUCCCAUAUUGCUAUCAUCUGGAACAUCAAUGUAAAGAAAAUAAGCCCUCUCUUUUUAAAAGCAUCUUUCUUGGUAAAUACAAAUGGAAAGAAGGAAAUGCUGGAUGUUUAGCAAAGGAUAACUAGUUGAGAACAAGUUUUAAGCAUUUAAAAACAUAUAUGGGAAAAACAACAAAUUUAAAUCCUACACUAGGGCCAGGUCAAAUCAACACUUGGGAGUGUUGUUACUGAGAGAAAGAGUUAGCUAAGUACAUAUCACAUUUAUCAAACCAUUGCUUUUAACAAUCUAUAUUUAAUUUUUCUUCUAUAAUUUAUUGUUUUAUAUUCUCCUAAAAAUAUUGUUCUUCUAUCUCAUGAGUUUGUUACAGAAUUUAUUAAUGUAAUAUGAUAUACAUGAGUUAUCAGGGUAAUAUUGAAGCUGUUUGUAAAUGAACUUUUCAAUAGUUCUUGUAUCAUUAAUGUUAUGUUUUUUUUUCCUGUCUUUUUUGCAACUGAAUGAUUUGCAGUAUGUAAUAUGUUGGCAAUAGAGGACUGUCCUAGUUUAACAAAAUGAAAUUUUUAUAGUUUGAAAAAUGUUUUAUUGCAAGUGCAUGGACAAUCCAGUCUCAUGAAAUUAUUAGUACUUCAGCAGUAAUGGUUGCAGGUACCAUAAAAUUUCUCAUGAAAAACUCACUACCUAACCUUUGAAAUGGUGUUUAGAUUUUUUUCCCCUUAAGGUGGAUAAUUCAUUUUUUGUCUUAAUCUAGGAUACAUUUUUUUAUCAGAGCUUUAUAAAAAUGUAGGGGCUCUUUUUUCUAUUCUAUUAAUCUUGUUUAAUUUUAGAAUUCACUUUUUUACAGUUAAAAGCCAUUAAAUUGUAGCUUUACAUCGAAAUAAAAUUUCAUGACCGAAGCAUUAAUCUGACUCAGUAUUUUUUAUAACGGCUAAAUAUUAAUUUGUGAGCUUGGUGGCUGAGUGGUUAAGUGCUUAGCUUCUGAACCAAGAGGUCCUGAGCUUAAGUCUCUGUGACUGGGACUUUUAAUUUCAUGAUUUUUAGGACACCACUGAUUUCACCCAACUCUAAUGUGUACCAGACUAUGGUGAAAGUUGGUGAAAGUAAGGUGGUUGGUCAAUGUGCUGGCCACUUGACAUACUUAUAAGAAACAGAUAGAUAUUAAGAUCUAAAAGGAAACACAUUAUUCUAAAUAGCUUUGUAGAGAAAUUAAAGAAUUUCAGACUGUGACUCAGUCAUUGCUCUGUCAUUCUUUCAUCUUUAAUUCAUUGUUUGUUCAUUUCAAGUUUUAAAAGCAAAUUCUAAAAUGUUUAAAUUUCCAAAUUUAUAUUUCCUAUUUUUAAAAGCUUUCUUAUUACUUUUAAAGCUGGUAUAUAUGCAAUCUAGUUCCUCAUAUGUAACAUUACUGGUUGCACAAUUUGAACAGUUCACAUUAGGUUUAUUCUUUAGAAUUCCUAAAAUCUAAAAAAUUUCCAUAGCAUGGAUGAUGUUUCCAAAGAUUUACAGCUGUGUAAUUCCCAAGUAAAUUUAAUGGUUAUAGUUAUAGAUGCCCAGAUACCUCUCUGGCCACCAUAUUGUACCAACUAACCCAUGACCUCUUUUCUGCUUUUUUAAACAGAUAUUAGCAUUAAAAAAAAUCAUUCGAACAUUAACUAAUCAAGCAAAUAUAAGAGUUCAGUUAUACUUGGUUUGUCUGAUAUUUUUUAUGUUUAAAAAUUUGUUUCAAAAAUGUUUUCACAUAAUAUGUUUAAUAAUUAAACUCAAGAAUUAUGAAAUCCAAUUCUUAGCAUUCCUCUGUAAUAUCUUUUAUUCCUUGAUUGAUAUAAACACUUUUUUUUUUUCUUUUACAUCUUUUUGUCGGCCUCCAGCAGAAAAUUAUUUACAUCUCAUCUAAAUUCCAUCACAUUAUUAGUUCUUUGACGUGUGUCAUUGUGAUGCUGCUUUUCUUCAUGUAACCAAAUCUCCACUCUUUUCAGUCAGUGGCUAUGCUGAAUAUCAAGAUGGAGGCUGAUCCAUUUUUUCAAGUUGUCCAACUAGUUUUUCUUUGGACAAUUCUUUUUUUCAUGCUUCCUCCUUCAAGGAUGACUUAUGACAUUGAGUUAUGUCUUACAAUGGUUGGAAGCGUGGUCGAAAUGCUAAGAACGCUUGGCUUGGCUACCUAUGAAGGGGGCUUGAGGUUCGACACCCGACUCAGGCAGCACGAAAAACCUUCUCCUAGAUACCCCCUCCCCCCCACUGGUCCACAAAUGUCAUUGGACCAAAGCGCUUUGCUAUAAGCAUGAAAUUUAUUUUAUUUUUACAAUAUUCAUGAACCAGCUCAGCGUUUGUCUCUUCACAAUAUUGAAGAGUUCUUUCUUUUUACCUGCGGGAGUGUUCUUAUCUUUUCCUAAUAACUGAUUUCUGUAGCAAUUAGGCCUAUUCUUUUAGACUUGAUUUCUUCUUUUAGCCUCAGCGUUCAGCAUCCAACUUUCUCAACCAUAUAAGAGAAUAGAGACUGCUGGGAAUACAGUUUUAACUUUACUUAUGGAUGUUCCAUAAUUUACUAAUGCCAAGGUUAAAUGGGUUUUUGUCACUUUUAGUUAUCUCCCAUCUCUUUAAAUGUUGACCCUAGGUAUUUAAAUUAGUCAACUUCUAAUGUUUGAUCCUAAAUAUUAAUAGAGUCUACUUCCAAUGUUUGACCCUAACUAUUUAAAGGAAUCAACUUCUUAUUUUUUACCCUAGCUAUUUAAAUGAGUCAUUUAGCUGUUUGCGCUUGUAUUUUAUUAUCCAAUGAAAUGUAAAAUGAAAAAAAAACGUGUUCUGAUACAUUGAAUUUUGAAUGUUUGGUUUCACUUGUAUGGAAUUAUUUUUAAUGGUUUAAUAAUAUUUUUUGUAAAUUGAAUUUCUUAUUACAUGAUUCUAAUUAUUAAACAAUCAGCUGAUUUCAAUUCAUGAAAAAAAAACAA
This is a messenger RNA of Biomphalaria glabrata, 5795 nucleotides long. Its product is annotated as serine beta-lactamase-like protein LACTB, mitochondrial. The record is from RefSeq and is a predicted model, not a curated record. The transcript has 10 exons. NCBI's taxonomy places the organism in Eukaryota, Metazoa, Mollusca, Gastropoda, Planorbidae. The coding region runs from base 172 to 2259 and encodes 695 amino acids.